CAAAAGGCGUUUCCGCUCGCCUCCGUCACGUGACCUACGUGUCCUUGGCUCGGCUAGCUUUUGACAUGUGAGCAGCAGAAACAUGACAAUUACCAAAAAGACAGGAGGGAAGGCGCUGGAUAUUUUGCAGAGUCUGCCUCGUAUAACUUUAGCGAACUUGCGGCCUGAACCGGGAGCGAGAAAAGAGGGGAAACGACGAGGCAGAGGUCAGCAUGGUGGCAACAAAAGUGGUCGGGGACAUACAGGAGAGCGACAGAGAGGCAACCGACCCCGUCUGGGAUUUGAGGGUGGACAGACUCCCUUCUACCUUGCCAUCCCAAAAUACGGCUACAAUGAAGGACACAGUCGCCGUCCCCAGUACCAGCCCCUGUCUCUGAAACGGCUUCAGUACCUAAUUGAUCUGGGACGAGUUGAUCCGACGCAGCCGAUUGACUUGACGCAGCUCGUCAAUGCCAGGGGAGUGACGAUUCAGCCGCAGAAGAGAGACUUUGGAGUUCAGCUUGUUGACGAGGGUGCUGAUAUUUUCGCAGCAAAAAUCAACAUUGAGGUUCAGAGAGCAUCUGAAGGCGCCAUCGCUGCUAUUGAGAGAAACGGAGGGAUCAUCACGACAAGUUUCUAUGAUCCCAUAAGCCUCGCAAUUCUCAUCAAGCCCGUCCCGUUCUUUUUACGUGGGCAGCCCAUCCCAAAGCGACUGUUUCCAGGGGAAGACAUGGUCCCCUAUUACACAGGUGCAGAAAAUCGGGGUUACCUGGCCGACCCAGAGAAAGUACGGCAAGCCCGUCUAGCCCUGGCACAGAAGUAUGGAUAUGUUUUGCCAGACAUUUCAAAGGAUGAACUCUAUCACAUGCUCUCGAUGAGGAAGGAUGUUCGACAGAUCUUCUUUGGCCUCUCUCCUGGCUGGAUUGUCAACAUGCCAGAAAAGAAGAUUCUGAAACCCACUGAUGAGAAACUGCUUAAAUACUACAGCUCUUAAAUGUUAGUGUGAAAAUAAACUAAACGCCCAUGUACAUUAUCUUGUGGAAAACUCUGAGUUCUGCAUACUGAGUGCUUUCAAAUGUUAAACUGUCUUGCACGGUUUUGACAGUAUUUCUGCUGGUCUUUUUCUUUCCCAUUCUUCAGUUUUGUAAUAAAGAAUAUGUGGUAAAAUAGUUCUGUCACCGUGCUUUGUCAGAGAUUUAAGGCCGUUAAACUACAUCUUGAAGACUUCAUGUGCAAAUAGACUGGUGCAGCCAUGUCACCCAAAGAAUUUUC
Molecule: messenger RNA, 1251 nt
Organism: Myripristis murdjan (pinecone soldierfish)
Lineage: Eukaryota; Metazoa; Chordata; Actinopteri; Holocentriformes; Holocentridae
Gene: mrpl15
Product: mitochondrial ribosomal protein L15
Exons: 5
Coding region: 83-973 (296 amino acids)
Biological process (GO): translation
Cellular component (GO): mitochondrial large ribosomal subunit
Molecular function (GO): structural constituent of ribosome
Source: RefSeq, a predicted model, not a curated record